AUGGCCCACUUCCGCAGCAGGCGUAAACGGCGACAGACAGUGAUUCGAAUUCUUUUCUUCGCGUUCGGCUUUGCGCUCUGGUACCAUGCCAUCUUCGGCUGGACGGGUGCCCUGCUGGCUGGGGAUGGUCUCCAGGGCGACCCUCUGGCCGCGAGAAACGCUACCUUAGCCAUCAAGCACGAACAUGGCUUGAUGGGAGUCAAUUUGACCGGUCGACUAUCGACUGAGGCUGUUCGCGACGUACCCAAGGUCGAUAUUGUUACCGGAGGAUGGGAGCGAAAUGCUCAAAAGUCAUUGCAGCGUCCAGCAGUGUCAAAUGGCAGUCCCAGACCGAAAAAGGAGAAAGGGGAUUCGGAAUCGCCGAAUUUCCAACUUGCGCUUCGUCGUGUGCUUGAGUUAUUGCCUGAUGAGUUACGCAUUCGCGACUUGCUCCGUCCGAUUCAGGGCUUUGGAGAAGAUCGGAUCCUCGAACUGGGUCUGCGGACGCGGUCGUUCAAGUCACUCCUGGAGCCGUGGGAAGCUCUUCAUUUAAUCACCAGCGAUGAUAAGCAUUAUGUGCGCGAUGAUGUUAUUCAGUCUCUGCGAAAGCACCCAGGGAUCACCGACAGUCUCGAAAUGCCUCUGUCCCAGGUUGUCAGGUCCUACGAAGCAUAUCGCUCGCUGAUCACCGGUCUCUCGACUCUCUUGUUCCCCUGGACCGCUCCCUAUUACGCGGAUCAUAUGACCCUGCACGCGCAGCUGUUCAACGGUGGCCGCGGAAUCGUCUUCACGGCAGGAGACCACCACGCCCCAUUCCUGAUGACUUCUAUCCCCGCCCUCCGACAACUGGGUUGCGAUCUUCCUAUCGAGAUCAUGUAUCUCGGAGACUCAGACCUAAGCGAAGAUGUUCGCGCAUACCUUGAAUCUCUCCCUGGCGUGGUCACCCGAGAUCUCAGCCAGAUGGUGAACGACGCAGGCUGGACACUGACCGGGUGGGCGGGAAAGCCGUUUGCCAUUCUUCUUUCCAGCUUCCGGGAUGUCAUAUUCAUCGAUGCGGACUCGCUAUUCUUUCAGAACCCCGAGGUCUUGUUCCGGGAUCCUGCGUACAUGGAAACUGGCGCUCUGUUUUUCAAGGAUCGCCUGAUGAUGCCCGAGUCGAAGAAACGCUGGUUGCAGCGGAUUUUGCCCCGGCCCAUCUCGAAACAUGUCACUCAGAGUCGUUUCUGGACCGGGGAGAGUGGUCAUAUGCAAGAGUCGGGGGUUGUGGUUGUGGAUACGUGGAAGCAUUUCGUCUCACUUUUGCUGGUGACCAGGCUGAAUGGACCGGAUCGAGAUGGCAGUCCUGCUUACGGUAGAGGGGUUUAUGAUAUGGUUUAUGGUGAUAAAGAAACCUUCUGGCUCGGCUGGGAACUCGCCGGCGACACUGACUAUGAAUUCCACGACGGCCAUGCGGGCAUCAUGGGAAGUAUCGAGCCACCCUCAGAAUUUUUCACGGCGAAUUCCACUGCAGAAGAUCCCCCUUCGAACUACACUAUCUGUGGUCCUCAGCUACUACACUUUGACCGACGCGGUAAACCGCUCUGGUUCAAUGGCUGGCUAGCGUCGAACAAGUUCGCGGAUUGGGAGCAUCAGCAACCUAGUAAAUUCACUGCAUAUCUGCAUGAACCGCGGACGGUGCGUGAUCCGGGAGCCUGGCAACUCCAUGGAGACAAUAUUUGCUGUCUGACAUCGGACCAUCUGUUUGACUUCACUCGAGGCGAAACGGACACGCUGGAGAUGAUGGUUGACUUUGGUAGAAGGGCCGGGGCUCUGGGGAGGCUGGAAGGCAUGGAUGGUUCGAUAUGA
Aspergillus affinis is the source of this 1824-nucleotide messenger RNA. RefSeq names its product putative alpha-1,3-mannosyltransferase. Gene Ontology annotation, biological process: protein O-linked glycosylation. Gene Ontology annotation, cellular component: Golgi apparatus. Gene Ontology annotation, molecular function: alpha-1,3-mannosyltransferase activity. The transcript is spliced from 2 exons. The coding region runs from base 1 to 1824 and encodes 607 amino acids. Lineage: Eukaryota; Fungi; Ascomycota; Eurotiomycetes; Eurotiales; Aspergillaceae. The record is from RefSeq and is a predicted model, not a curated record.